Oryza sativa Japonica Group (Japanese rice) is the source of this 1898-nucleotide messenger RNA. RefSeq names its product peroxisomal membrane protein PEX14. Lineage: Eukaryota; Viridiplantae; Streptophyta; Magnoliopsida; Poales; Poaceae. The record is from RefSeq and is a predicted model, not a curated record. Gene Ontology annotation, cellular component: peroxisomal membrane; peroxisomal importomer complex. Gene Ontology annotation, biological process: protein import into peroxisome matrix, docking. Gene Ontology annotation, molecular function: signaling receptor binding.
AGCAUAUAGGAGAGAGAGGUACGUGGUUGAGCAGUGUCUGUGUUUGGCACGUCCACGACAGCACGAGACGGGUUGGGGACUUGGGGGGUUGAAGAAGCCAAGCUCUCCUUGGUUGGCGCGCACGUACGUUCGCUUCGCUUCGAUUCGAUGGCCACUGGUGACCCAAACCCUACCACCACUCCGCCGUCGCAGCAGCUGCAAGGAGCAGAUCCCCAACCCCAAUCCCAGCAGGAUGCCGCCGCCAACGCCACUCCGGCGGCCGUGGCCGUGAGAGAGGAUUAUGUCCAGAACGCCGUCAAGUUCCUCUCCCACCCCAAGGUCAGGGGCUCCCCCGUCCUCUACCGCCGCUCCUUCCUAGAGAAGAAGGGCCUUACCAAGGACGAGAUCGACGAGGCCUUCCGACGAGUCCCCGAUCCGCAACCCAGCGCUACUGCUACUGCUGCUGCUUCCCCUUCGCCUUCACAGCACCCCAACAACCAGAACCACUCUUCUACCGUUGUGCAACCUUAUGCACCAAGGCAACCAGCAACACCUGCUGGCUCUAUUAUUGUUGCCACACAGCCCAAGUUCAGCUGGUACCGUGCAUUCGUCGCUGCAGGGCUAUUGCUUGGUUUUGGAGUUAGUGCUGCUGUGUUUGUCAAGAAAUUGCUCCUUCCUAGGCUUAAGUCUUGGAUCCGCAAGGUCGUAGCUGAAGGUGAUGAAAACGAGGGCAGGCAAAUUAAGUCCAAGAUCGAUGAGGAAACUGCUGAAGCUGUAAAAGCUUCUGCAUCUGCUGUUUCUGCUAUUGCCAAAACUAACCAAGAAUUGCUUGCUUCAAAGGAUGAAGAAAAGAAGAUACUUGUGACAUUAACACAAGCACUAGAUUCCCAAGCAAAAGAAUUGAAAUCCUUAUGUGAGUCUCUGAACCAUAGCAGGGAUUCUAUAAAUAUUACCAGGGAAGAUAGGUUUUCUCAGUACCGGGCAUUGGAAGAGCAUGCCCCUUCUGCUGCAAGGAAUGGGCCAGUUAACACUCCAUGGAGAGCCUCUCAGCAAACUAAUAUGUAUGGUGUGCCAAACAGUGAUUUUGGCUCAGGGAGGCCUUCAUUUGCGUCAACACAUAAUGAAGCUACACCUGGAUCAUUUUCAAGAUCGUACGUUGAGACAUCUGCUGCACACCGAGGGGAUAAUAGGUCUUCAGGGAGUAAGCCAUGGGAGAUGCAGCAAUACUCACAGCAGAGGAUUGGCUAUGGAUCCAACAGCCAGUUGAGUGAUGACGGAUGCCCUGAAACUCAGGACAACUAUGGCGGGGGACCUUCGUAUUCGUAUCACCAGAAUCAGAAUCAGAACGGGAAGGCUCCGGCUCCGGAUAUUCAAGCAGAGGAGGCCAGGCCAUCGGUAUACAUAAGUGGGGCUGAGGAAAGGUCGCCUCCGCCUCCGCCUCAGCGCCGCUGGGUUCCCCCGCAGCCUCCGGGCGUUGUGAUGCCGGAAGCUGUGGCUGCCAUCCGUCAACCAAAGUCCCUCGCAAAGCAACCGUCGAGCGAAGCUUCUCAAGAGGCAGCCGGCGAGACGCAUGCCAACGGUGCUUCAAGUUCGUCGCCUCUUCCUGAAGAGGCGCUUGUUAAUGGCAGUGACGCCGGACGUAGUGAGAUCGAAGAACAAGCAGAAGCCAUCUAGAAACAAUUUGUUUUAAAUUGGGACGAGAUGAUGUUGAGAAGCUGGAAUAUGUAUUUAUUUUGGAUCAGUACGGGAACGCCUACUGUGGUAACAGAAGAUCUCGAUUUGUGGUCGAGUUUAUACUACACUACGUCAAAUAACAAGUGUUGCUACUAGCUGUGACUGUGAGUAAUACCGAUACAUUACAUUACAUUACAUACAUACACGGUGAUUAAAACAAACAAGCAGACAUUUUUACUUGGUUA